GGCGGGCGGGCAGGCGGGCCAUCUCGCGGUCGUGGGCCUGGCUGGUGGUGAUGGUGCGUGGGGUGUGGUGGCGGUGGAGGAGGUCGAUGUCGUUUUCUCUCGCUCGCCCUCUUUGUAUUUCGGGUUUGUUUCCUGUUUGUUCUUCUCUGGUUUUGCUGUUGAGGUGGUGGUGUAGGAACGGGCGAGGGGCGGGACUUGCGGAAGGCGGGACAGCGUAUUGGGUGGAGGGGUCGGAGUUGGCGGCGGUGGUGGUGAGGAACGGCGCGCUCGUGCCGGGUUCUUCGUUAGGAGGCUGGGAUGGGUGCAAUGAGGCGUGCGAGUGAUUUGUGCUUCGAAUAUCUGGGAAGGCGUGGACGCGGCGGGGGUGUCUUUCGUUGUUAGGAUUCAUGAUGUGUGUUGAGUGGUGCCGUCGGUGUCGGGCUUCGGGAGUCUUGUUGGUACCUGAGCGGAGAGGCGCCCGGUGGGGAGAUGAUGGUUUGAUGUCGGCCACGGUCAUAACAGGAGCGACGUGAAGAGCUCGACGGCCAAGUGAUGAAGGUAUAGGUGACUCCAGCGAAGUGAUAUUUGACAACGCAUGGGGUUGAGAAGGCGUGUCUG
Messenger RNA from Chaetomium fimeti, 597 nucleotides. RefSeq lists its product as uncharacterized. The transcript has a single exon. NCBI's taxonomy places the organism in Eukaryota, Fungi, Ascomycota, Sordariomycetes, Sordariales, Chaetomiaceae. Bases 51 to 323 code for a protein of 90 amino acids. The record is from RefSeq and is a predicted model, not a curated record.